CUUUCUUAUAGACUAACCCGACAGUUCCCCGGCUCAUCAAAAAGUUUCGGCUGUUGCCAAAAGAUCAUCCUUCGGAGGAUCUCUGUUGUAUUUAUAUAUUUUAUAUUAUUUAUCAUAUAGGACGAUUCUCUACACAGCAUGUCUUCAUCAGCCGAUGUCUCACCAUCUGCGACCCCUUCCUCCACACCCCUAAGCAGUACUCAUGCACCGAAAUAUGGCACAGUCAUCCCUAAUCGCAUAUUUGUUGGAGGAAUUGCAGCUAACACAUCUGAACAAGAACUAAAGCAGUUUUUUGCUGCUUAUGGAGCUGUUAAAGACUCCAAGAUUAUUGCAGACCGAGCCGGGGUCUCUAAAGGGUAUGGUUUCAUAACUUUUGAAAACCAAGAGGAUGCAGACAGAAUCAUUAAGAAAGAGUCGGAUAACCUCGUGUUCAAGGAGAGGAAGCUGAACAUUGGCCCAGCGGUCCGUAAACAGGUUACCCAGUCUGAUCAAGUGUUGCCAAGAGCCUUUGGCGUGGAAUCACUGGCCACGGAUACCUUAGAUGCCUCUAUUCCUGCAGGAACUGUACUGUUGGCCAAUGGAGUGCCUUACACAUAUCAAAAUGGAAUGGCUAUAUUCCACGCCCCUGAGGGAGGCUAUCCAAUCGCCCAGCCACAGAUAAGUUCAGCAUCACUGUCGGCUAUGAUGGUCCCUCAGACGCCAACAAUGUAUCUAGCUCCUCAAUAUACAUACCCUCCAUUGGGCUUCGAUAAUUCAGAAGCCAAACAUCAAGAUACCACAACAUCCAGGCAAUAUUAUAUGACUACCCCACAAUGGACCUCCCCCAGUGGACAGUGGAGAUGGACCACACCGCAGAGCCCUCAGCAGGCGGUGACAGGAUCCCCAGGCUACAUCUAUGCCACCACCAUGCAUAGCCCUCCUGAGCUGAUGUAUGCCCAGGCCCCACCUCACGGCUACCCCACAGAGCACGGGGAACCGGGCUUGAUGUCUGAUGGCCAGCAAGCAGUCGAGGCAAGUUAUCUACCCAAACCAAUUGAGUCGUCCAUUCUGACUGCCCAUCCUUACCUCACAGACACUGUGGCCACCACCGAGUCCAAAGAACUCCUGCCUCCCAGCUCUUCUCAGACUGGUAUAGGGGCCCAAACGGGGCUUCAACCACUGACGCUGCCUAUUAGCUCAGUAGCGAGCUUGGUCUCUGAGCCAGGCAAACCAUCGUCUAUUUUUACUAGGCCUUUGUAUAUGAACAGUCCAUCUUCGCAGUAUGUAGGGGGUGCAUAUCAAAGUUUAAUGCCGUAUGCUUCCCCUUCUGUAGCCUCCCAGGGGGCAGUCACUUUUCCCUCGGUGUCGGCCUCCGUUGCCCCUUACCACAAAAAGGGUGGCCCCACUUCAGUGCUCCGUCGCCGUUACAAUUCAAACCCUGCUUUUUUAGUUAAACACGGCCACAAAAUGCAACAAGUCAUGAUGCCAACUAAAGCCAUUACAGCUAAUGGUCACCUUACCUAUUUACACAGUGAUUGUAGCGCAGUAGGCGACAUGUCCUCUGAGACAAAACACUCGAUAUUAACCCCUCCCCCUACACCAGAUGUGUAAAGAACACAAGUUUCUUUUUAGCACUAGACAGUUUUGUUGCCAAGUUUGAAUGUUUUGUUCUUGUUAUUUGUUUUUAAUUUCUUUAUCAAAAAAAUUGUUUGGUUGUAAAUGGAAACAUGGCAGUUUAUUCGUUGUUGGGAAAGAUUUUUUUUUUAAUUGUGGGUGAUGAUUUUGUUUUAUGCUUGUAAAUAACUGUAUCCUAGUAUUCAGGUAAAAGUGAAUGUCGGGAAGUAAAAGUGAAAGUCGGAAAGUAACAACGGGUGAUGUGUGUUUUGUCAGCAAGGUUUGCAAAGUAUGUCGUUAAUGCUUUUAGUACUUAGUGUCUAUACUUGGUAUUGUCUCAUUUUAUGGAUUGUAUGUUCAGAUUGGGGAUAAGUUCAUAUAUUUACAUUGCACGUGUUUGAAAAAGAUGGAGCAGUAGUGUGUGCCAUAGGUAUAAGUUGAUUAUCUGGACAUGAAAAUAUUUAGCGUAGUAUCAGGAUUUGCAAUUAUACUAAAUGCCAUUUAUACCUUAGCAUAAUAUCCUUUACUAGUAUUGCAUGCUUAAGAAAAUUCAGCUUUUUUGGAAUGUAGUUUAGAUGUAAAAGAAUGCAUCAAUACAAUAGUUUAUAUUUUUUAUCCCACAAUCUGUAGUCUUUUGCAUGUAAAAUAUUUUGUCAAGGUUAUUUGUCCAAGUAUUGGAAUUUUUAAAUCAUCAGAAAAAGAAGAAUUCUUUUGCUGAGUUAAAAACAGAUGAUAGAUUAAACUUGUAUUUUUUUUCCCAUUCAAAAAAACAGAUUUUAACAAGCAUGAUAAUGAGAGUAGAUUAAGAAAAAAAACCUUUGUUGUUAGAUGAUAUAGCCACAGUUGAUUGUAGAAUUUCCAAGAUCUGUUUUAAAUAUUUAGAUGUUUUAGAUUGUGUAAUCACUGUUUAUGGUGUAUAUUAAUAUUUUUCAGUAUACUACAUGUAUUUACUUUGUUGAAAACUAUUUCCUGCCUAUUUUGUUGCCUUUUUUUCUACUGUAAAAAUAUAGUAAUAAGAAGAAAACAGUAUGUUUUGAUAUUGUAUUUAUAUAUCCCUGUUGCCUCACUGUAAUCGUGUUAUAUUUAAGACCUUUAUCUAGUUGCACUGUGGUUUCUAAAUCAUUCCAUGCUUUUUGUUUUGCCGUUUAUGAAUAUUCUGUGUUUUUUUUUCUCCCUUUAUUUUAAAAAGAUAUUCAUAUAGAUAAGACUCUUUGUUUCCCAACUGCUCUUGUAUAUUUGAAAGCUGCAUUGGCAUUCUUUUGAUGUCCGUAGGGGAAUUGAAAUUUGUCGUAGCAAAAUUUAGUGCUUUUCGAGUUGUUGGUUUUCUAUCCCCUUGUAGAAAGAUUGAUGUAUAUGAUAUGUUUUACUGUAGAUGGCAUUCUGCUAGUUUCUCAUUGUAAAAUGUUGCUAUAUUGUACAUAAAGUGAGACAUAAUUGAAUAUGUAGCUCCCUCGAUUACAUGUGUUUGUUUAGAAGAUGCUGUAAACUAACUUUUAUUCGUGGGCGAAAAAUUUCCGCAAGGUUUUUCGAGAGCCUCAUUGUCACUGUCAGUAAGUCCUUAUUGUGUGGUUGUUAUUGAAACACAUGUGUAGAUAAGACUUGUUCAUAAAGUUAGUUAACACGCACCAAUUUAUCUUAGGAAAUGGUUACAUAAAGUCGUGGCGAUUAAGGUUUGGUUUACAACUAGUUCUCUUUGUAUGUUUAAUGUGUCAUGAUGUCUCUGUUAUCGUGACACACAAUCAAACCAUGACAUUCAUAUAAAAAAAAAAAUCAGACUACUUCACCUUGACCAUUUUGUACAUGCAUCAUUUCAUUUGUGUAGUUCAUGCAACUUUUAUUUCUGCCUAUUAAAGAAAUAUGUAAAUCCAAGCAGAUGAAAAUGCAGCAAACAUACUUGAUGCCAUGAACGAAGGAUAUACAAGGUUUAUUUUUUCAUAUAUGAAGGAAGUGUUCCUUAGAUCUAUUGUUUAAUAUGUAACUUGCAUGUAAUCUUUUUUUUUUUUUUGUGCGUGGUGAAUUUUCAUAUCAAGUUUUCUUGGGAUAAAAUGUACACUUUUGGUAUUUUUUCUUCAAAAAUUGGAUUUAUAAGAAACAUGUAAAUUUCGAAGUGUUCUACAGUGUUUUGAUUAAAUUGCUGAUCCUCUA
Molecule: messenger RNA, 3738 nt
Organism: Magallana angulata
Lineage: Eukaryota; Metazoa; Mollusca; Bivalvia; Ostreida; Ostreidae
Product: protein boule-like
Exons: 13
Coding region: 139-1590 (483 amino acids)
Molecular function (GO): RNA binding
Source: RefSeq, a predicted model, not a curated record